Molecule: messenger RNA, 442 nt
Organism: Oryzias latipes (Japanese medaka)
Lineage: Eukaryota; Metazoa; Chordata; Actinopteri; Beloniformes; Adrianichthyidae
Gene: rps21
Product: ribosomal protein S21
Biological process (GO): translation
Cellular component (GO): ribosome
Molecular function (GO): structural constituent of ribosome
Source: RefSeq, a predicted model, not a curated record
ACUAUCAUUGUGUCUCCAGCAGGGGGCGACGAAGCCUCCUUCGUGUUUUCUCUUGAUUUCCGUUUCCGGGUCGUUCUUCCUUUCCUGUCGGCCAUUUGUCGCGAGCGAUUUGAAGGCGACCACUUCGAGCUAAAACAUGCAGAACGACGCUGGAGAAUUUGUGGACCUGUACGUCCCGCGAAAAUGCUCUGCCAGCAACAGAAUCAUUGGAGCCAAGGACCACGCCUCCAUUCAGAUCAACAUUGCUGAGGUCGACAAAGUGACUGGUCGCUUCAACGGUCAGUUUAAGACCUACGCCAUCUGUGGCGCUAUCCGCAGAAUGGGAGAGUCUGACGACUCCAUCCUGAGGCUGGCAAAGAAUGACACCAUUGUUGCAAAGAACAUCUAAGGUCAACUCUGGAGCCACGGCAAAUUUGUAAAAUAAAAAUGGAGAAAAAAAAAA